AUGCAAAUAGUAGACGAUAACUGUUCCAAAGAUGAGCGAUGUCGUAUGACGUUACUACCGAGCUCGUCCUCUUCAACCUCUGGAAAUCUCUACGUACCAGUUACAACCGUAAACAUGCAACCGAAUCGUAUGAUUCGUAAUUCAUGUGCUCAGUAUCAUGAUAAUGGAAGUAAUAACGAUGGUAAUGAUAAUAAUGAUGAUGACAACGAUAAUGAUAAUAGUGAUGAUAAUAUCGAAGUGAAAAAAAUGAAACAAAAUGCUAAUGGACCAUUUUUUGGGUCAACAAGCUAUCAUUAUUUACAAAUCGAUCGAAAUUCGAUUAAUAUUUUAUUGAAAGCUGCUGCUGCCUUCAUGUUACUAUGUAUUGCGGGUUGUUUGGUACUUCAACAUCUAAGGAUCAGUCAAUUAGAUUAUCGAAUACGAAGGAUUGAACUCAAUUCUGCUCAUUCCAUUCAGAAAUGCUUAGCUGAAAAAUAUUAUACAAUUCAAACAUAUCGUUAA
Molecule: messenger RNA, 501 nt
Organism: Cercopithifilaria johnstoni
Lineage: Eukaryota; Metazoa; Nematoda; Chromadorea; Rhabditida; Onchocercidae
Source: the annotation of a GenBank genome assembly